AUGUGGAUCCACCUCAAUAAUCGGAAGAAGGUUGCUAAUGGCCCUUGGAUGCUAAUUGGAGUCUUUAACAACAUCAUUCAUCUAAGUGAACAAAAAGGAGAUAAUUUUAGUCUUUAUAAGGCAGUUGUUUUGUUGAAUGUCAUUGAUAAAUGUAAUUUAGUUAAAGUAGACAUGGUUGAUGGGAAACUUGAGAGUGAUAGGCCUUGUGUUAGUAAUAUAAUGGUUUAUCACAAGCUAGAUAAUGCCCUGGUUGACGUUGCUUGGUGCAUGGCCUUACAUGAUGCACAUGUCGAGUUGUUUUGUAAAUUUCAUUAUGAUCACAACCUCAUUCUCAUUAGGUGCGGCAUUCCCCUUCAGGACCAUGGGUCGCGUUCUUUUAGGUUUGAGCAUGAUUCUACCCUUUUUAAUAAGGAAACUGUUGGCAAUAUCAUCAAACAGAAGCACGACAUCGAGAAGAGACUCGGGGGUAUCCAACGUUCUUUGAAGAUAAUAGAUUUGGCAAGACUAGUUUAUCUCCAACAAGAGCUUCAACGGUAG
This is a messenger RNA of Vicia villosa (hairy vetch), 537 nucleotides long. RefSeq lists its product as uncharacterized. Bases 1 to 537 code for a protein of 178 amino acids. Lineage: Eukaryota; Viridiplantae; Streptophyta; Magnoliopsida; Fabales; Fabaceae. The record is from RefSeq and is a predicted model, not a curated record. The transcript is spliced from 2 exons.